GACAAAAACUGCCAGCCUCCAACACCACAAUCAAACCCAUCUCUCUCUCUUCUGGGGUAUUGUACUACCACUGUGUGCUAUAAAGAACUGAAAUGUAUCUUUCUUUCUAGAUUCUCCGUGCAAAUUCACAGCUCUUAUAUGUAUCUCUCUCUAUAUGAAGCUGUUUCUUGAUAAAUGAGAAUCCCCAAAUCUUCUUUCUGAUCCAACCUCCCUUUUCAGAUCAAUCUCCUUUCCUCUUGCUGCUGCCUUUCUGCUCACUUUUUCUUUGCUUUCUUCUUGGCUUCUUCUGCUGCCAAAAUCCCCCCCCCCCACACCACAGCAUGGAUGGUGGACAAAUUCCAGCAUUUGGAGAUUGGGAGCACGCAAAUGAGUUGCCAAUAACUCAAUACUUCGAGUCUGCGAGACAAGCCGGCUUGAUCCGAUACAGUUCUUCCGGAGAAUGUGAUCAGUACAUGCAUGGUGAUUUAUAUUCUACCGACUUCAAGAAACCUUCUCGUGAUCUUGGUCCUCAAAGAAAGACGACAAGGGUGAAAGAGAGAAGAGUCCCACAUCCACAUGUCAAAGAGCAGAAGAAACAAGUCAAAGUUUGUGACGUGACUGAACCGCAAAGGAGACAUCAACGCCAGAAACCCAUCUCAAUGUACAGUAAUGUGUCGGAAAAGAACAAUGAAGUAGUCUCAGUUCACCCACGGCCUAAGUUGCCUGUUAGAGUUAGACCUCCUAAACCUGUCGAUGAAGAUCUCUACAAAAUCCCCCCUGAGCUCCUCCGCUCUUCCAAGCGGAAGAAGAAGGUGGCAGGAUUCCUUUCAUGCCUUGUGCCUUUCUGUGCUCCGUAAAUUUUGCAGCUAUUCGAGGUGAGACUGCUCAUGUGAAGAAGAAGAAGAAGAAGAAGAAGAAAGAGAUGUGUUUAUGCUGUUGUGUUAUUUUGACUUUCUUGUGAUACAAAAUCCAAUAUUGAGUUUCAUGUGUUUAUGAGUUAGCUUAUUUCAUUUA
Messenger RNA from Manihot esculenta (cassava), 993 nucleotides. RefSeq lists its product as uncharacterized. The record is from RefSeq and is a predicted model, not a curated record. The transcript is spliced from 4 exons. Lineage: Eukaryota; Viridiplantae; Streptophyta; Magnoliopsida; Malpighiales; Euphorbiaceae. The coding region runs from base 321 to 836 and encodes 171 amino acids.